CGACCUUAGCCUCAUUUCCGCCCGAUCUCGCAGACAUCGAGUGGAUUUGCAAAAUAUUUCAGAAAUGAGUGGAGAAACGUCUCUGAAAUUUCUAAUUCCCGAGAGUUCAUGCCAGAAAGAUUUUGAAGUUUGGGCUUUGUUUGCUGAUGGAGCAAAAGAAAGCGUUCUCCGUUGUGACUGGGUAAAGAAGUACUACUGUGACAGUGCUCCAGGAUAUACCCAUACACUUGAAAACAGCACUGCUCUAAUCACAUUACCACGUGACUUGGAAAAGAAACCUGACGAUUUCAUCUGUGACUCUCUCUUUAGGCCUAAGACUGACCCCAUCAUGUGCCUUUGCAAAAGAGCAGCCAUUAGUAUCCCGGUACAGUCUGACAGUGAUAGUCCUGAGCAGGUUGGUUUCAUCGCGGGCAUGGUGAUCGCGAUCUCGGUCAUCUUGUUCCUGGUCGUGUUUUUAAUCUACAAACGUUAUCGAACCUCAUCAAAGUCCAAACAUGAUCCUAAUGUGAGGCCUGAUGAGUGUCAACCUUUGAGGAAGGACUCACAGAAAUCUUUACUGACCUUUUUUCCAUGUGGAACUGUGCCUCCAAGAAAGAAGCCGAUGACGCAAUGGCCCCAUCCCGAACUUUACAACCUAAGAAGGAGAGAAUCAAUUUAACUGUACAGAAAAUCCACCUUCUAGAACUUUUUUCAUUAAAACAAGCACGUCAGGUGUCCUCCAGACUAACAAAGAUCUUUGAUGAGUUUUCCAGCUAUAUUGUUGUGUGUUUCUAUCCAUUUCAUCGAUGAUGAUGACUGGAAUGGUGAUGGGACUGGAAUGAUUUAUAUUUUUGAACAAACCAGGUGAGUAUAACAUAAGAGUGUUCACAGUACAGAGACAGAGUGGAGGAAGAGAGAGAGAGACGUCCUUCUUUGCAAAUAAUUUGUAAAACUUUUUAUUUGAUACCACUGUAUUACAAGAAAUACAUUCAGAUUUGUUUUUGCUUUGUUUGUAACGUCCCAACAAAUUGCAACAAUCCACAUGAUGUAAAUUUGCAGCUUUUUGUGAUGUUUUAAUAAGAUACUGGUACAGCUGAAUGUUAAAUGUGUGGUCAGUGACUGUACUUACAUACCUUGGUGUAUUAAAAAACCCAUUUGUAGGUUGACAAAGACUGCUGGUCUUUAGUAGACACCAAGCUCUCACCUUUGGCGCACAUAUAUGUCCAUUAUCAAGCCAGCAUCUAGUCACCUCUUGUUGCGUGCUUUAUGAAUUUGUACUGAACAUUACUUCAUGUAAUUAUUACUUAAAUUAUCAUGUAGUGACAAGGAUGGCACUUAAGAUGUAAGCAUGUCAUCGUAGCAGUUAGAAAACUGUUGUUAACCCAACACCUAAUUCUUUUAAGUAUAUUUGUGAAAUAAAACGGAAAUGAGACUUUUGUGUGUCAGGGACGCGUUCAAUUCACAAUUUCACACCACUCGAACUCACUGUGUACACAUGUCCCCACACGUGUUCUUUCGCUCAUUUAUCACAUAGAUUUGACGUGGGCAGCGACAUUUUUAUAAUUCAACAUUAAACAUUAAACACACACAAUAUUGCGAAUUAUAUACAGUAUGAAUGUCUUUCACGCGGCAUCAUUUAAAUCAAAUUGGACGAUUGUUGGUUUUUUUUUGAAUAGUUCUUUAAAUUCCUACUUACUCACACAACCACACUGCCUGGAGUAAUCGUCUGAGAGAGAAAAAAACUUCAUAGUAUAAUCCUCCUUUUCCCGGUCCAUAAAUUGAAAGUGCUGUCUCGGCAACACCUAGCUGAUGUCCACGAAUAAAUUCUUUUGGAAACAACACACAAGUUCCAAAGCGCAAUCUCCGCACACUGCGUCCGCCUGUAGUCCCUUCUCUCAGCCGUCUGCCGUCUUCCAAAUUCUUUUCUCUCUACGUACCAUCUAAAAUUGCGUCAUAAUAUGACGUCAGGUCCUGACGCCAAACCACGACGCAGCAACCAAACUCACACACUGGUAAGGGCAAUAAUCCCUGCGUACCUAAUCCUAACAUUGUGCACAUUCAGAAAUGGAUAUAUAUCUAUUUAACAUUUUUAUAUUAAAUAUGUUUAUCCUAAAAAUAAAUUGUUGUAGAAAAAUAACUCCUACUAGGAAUUUUUUAGACUCGCCAGUCUUCUGUGCUUGUAAGCUAUGCAUAUUAACCAUCUAAAAACAACUGCAAGGUCAUGAUUAUUGCAUGCAUAUCCCUAGCAGCAUCGGAAACCAUAAGCUCAAGGGGUCCACCAAGUUUGUCUUGAUCCGACUGUGAUACAGGGGGUCAAUCUAUCGCAAUGCUAGACUCGUCGGGCAUGCCGCUACCAGCGCAUGCGCACACAAGCCAAGCUCCACGCUCGCCGAGGCGAAACCAGAGUGCGGGAGAUCAUGCCCACAUAUAGGGUCGUGACCCCUAACAAUGGCAAUGACUCUUCGCCAUGGCGUGCUACAUACGACACAUGCGUGCAGGCAAAGCCGCCAUUUUCAAAUUGUGAGUCUACACGUUUCCCAACAGAAAGCUUCUCAAGCGGUCAAUUUCUAUACUGAUACAUGUGUUCGACGCUUCGAUAACAGUACGUAUAAUUUUAUACUCUAUAUUAACAUAGUUAUUGAGAUUUAACUACAGAAAUGUCCAAA
Messenger RNA from Pomacea canaliculata, 2645 nucleotides. RefSeq lists its product as uncharacterized. Lineage: Eukaryota; Metazoa; Mollusca; Gastropoda; Architaenioglossa; Ampullariidae. The transcript has 8 exons. The record is from RefSeq and is a predicted model, not a curated record. The coding region runs from base 65 to 658 and encodes 197 amino acids.